Molecule: messenger RNA, 872 nt
Organism: Penicillium cinerascens
Lineage: Eukaryota; Fungi; Ascomycota; Eurotiomycetes; Eurotiales; Aspergillaceae
Product: H(+)-transporting V1 sector ATPase subunit E
Exons: 3
Coding region: 1-786 (261 amino acids)
Biological process (GO): proton transmembrane transport
Cellular component (GO): proton-transporting two-sector ATPase complex, catalytic domain
Molecular function (GO): proton-transporting ATPase activity, rotational mechanism
Source: RefSeq, a predicted model, not a curated record
AUGAGCGGAUCCGAGCUUAGUUGGACACAACUCCCUUUCUUCCCCACGUCAUUCCCCUUCUAUACCUGCGUUGAUUCAGCAACCGCCAUCAUGUCGCAAAGUCAUGCCCUCUCGGAUGAUCAGGUCGCGGGCGAGCUCCGCAAGAUGACCGCGUUCAUCCGGCAGGAGGCGCUCGAGAAAGCCCGUGAGAUCCAGUUGAAGGCCGACGAAGAAUUUGCGAUCGAGAAGUCCAAGUUGGUGCGCCAGGAGACCGCCGCCAUCGACAUCCUCUACGAGAAGAAGUUCAAGCAGGCCGCCAUGUCCCAGCAGAUCACCCGCUCGACUCUCGCCAACCGGACCCGACUCCGCGUGCUCAGCGGCCGCCAGGAGCUCUUGGACGACCUCUUCCAGCAGGCUCGUGAUAAGGUUGCUACCGUUGCUGCCAACGACAAGAAGAAAUAUCAGACUAUGCUGCAAGGGCUUGUCCUCGAGGGCUUGUACUACCUGAACGAGGACAAAGUGGCUGUCCGCUCGCGCAAGAAGGAUUCCGAUAUUGCGAAGAAGGCCAUUGAGGAGGCUGCCAAGGAGUUCAAGAAGAAUGUCGGCCGGGAGGUGAAGGUCGAUCUGGACGAGUCAGAGCCGCUGCCGGAUGGAUCUGCCGGUGGUGUCUUUAUUGUCGGUGGCCAGGGCAAGAUCGAGAUCAACAACACCUUCGAAGAGCGUCUGCGCCUGUUGGAAAUCGAUGCUCUCCCCGCCGUCCGCGAAACAUUGUUUGGGAAGAACGUGAACCGGCGGUUCUAUGAUUAGAUUUGUUCUCGCUGGGCUCUUCACUUGUAUUUUCGUUGUUUAAUGGUUCGGGUACCUCUUUGUCUUAACCAUCUCCGUAGAGAGGG